CGCAACCAACCCUUUCCUUUCUACAGCUACCUAGACCCCGCGAAGGAAUUACGGCCGGGAAGGCGGCGCCCACCUUAAACCUUGCCCUCCUCUGCGCACGCGCGACAUCCCAUCGCCUACCCUUCCAUAUUACAGUAUUCCUUUAACCCGUUCCAUUCGCGCGCCCCUUCUUCGGUAUUGUGACGCAAAUUAUUCCACCCGUUUUCUAAUUCACGCCCCUCGGGCGGCGCCACCCCCUCUCUCCCACCCCCGCCGGCCCGCUCUCUUGGCCGUUUCCUGCUUGGGGUGCGUAGAGCGUCGAGUGCUUCCGUCCCAGCCCCUCCCCCUCAAUCCCUUUCUUUCUCGCGUGUUAGACGGCGGUGGCACGAGCGCGGCUCCCUUGGCGGAGGAAGGCUCGAAGGGGACUGAGCCGCGGUGGGAGGCCCCGGCGCCGGGCCCGUUUCGGAAGCCGAGGGGGCGGCGGUUGGCAGUUGGACGAGUCGGUUCCGUCGGUGAAUUCGUCAGCUAGCCGCGGCGGCGGCAAGAUGAGCAUCGAGAUCCCGCCGGGCUUGACGGAGCUGCUGCAGGGCUAUACCGUGGAGGUGUUGCGGCACCGGCCGGCGGAUCUCCUGGACUUCGCCGCCGAGUAUUUCGGUCGCCUGAGGGAUGCCCGCGACCAGCAGCUGCGCGAGGGGGCGGCUGCCAGGGGCAAAGGAGUCAACUUCGGUGGGGAGCCUAUGCAGACCGAGUCAAACGGCGAGGAGACGCGGAAGGAAUCGACCGAGGAGGAGUCAGAUUCCGACUACGAGCCUCCUGUUAUUAACAAAUUUAACCGAAGAGUAUCAGUCUGUGCAGAAGCCUUCAACCCAGAUGAAGAGGAUGAAGAUACAGAACCAAGGAUAGUUCAUCCAAAAACAGAUGAGCAGAGAUGCAGAUUGCAGGAAGCCUGUAAAGAUAUUCUCCUCUUCAAAAACCUAGAUCAGGAACAAUUGUCACAAGUUUUAGAUGCCAUGUUUGAAAGGAAAGUGCAACCUCAGGAACACGUAAUUGACCAAGGAGAUGAUGGAGACAAUUUUUAUGUCAUUGAAGAGGGAUUAUAUGAUAUUUUUGUAGCACGAGAAGGACAAAGUCGCUGUGUUGGCCGCUACGAUAAUCAUGGCAGUUUUGGGGAACUCGCCUUGAUGUACAACACUCCUAGAGCUGCCACAAUUGUUGCCACAACAAAAGGAGCCCUUUGGGGACUGGAUCGAGUAACAUUCAGAAGAAUUAUAUUGAAAAAUAAUGCAAGGAAAAGGAAAACGUACGAACUAUUUAUUGAAUCAGUGCCUCUUCUUAAGUCACUGGAGCUAUCAGAGCGAAUGAAAAUUGUUGAUGUAAUAGGAGAAAAGCUGUAUCAAGAUGGAGAACGCAUCAUUGCUCAGGGUGAUAAGGCAGAGAGUUUUUUCAUUGUAGAAUCUGGUGAAGUAAAGAUCAUGAUUAAAAGCAAGACUGUUACAGCAAAAGAUGCAAACCAAGAGGUGGAGAUUGCUCGAUGUCAAAAAGGACAGUAUUUUGGGGAGCUUGCACUUGUUACCAACAAACCCAGAGCAGCCUCUGCCUAUGCUGUUGGGGAAGUCAAAUGUUUAGUUAUGGAUGUGCAAGCAUUUGAACGGUUACUUGGGCCCUGCAUGGACAUUAUGAAGAGGAAUAUAACACAUUAUGAAGAGCAGCUGGUGGCAUUGUUUGGUUCAAGCAUGGACCUGACCAAUCCAGGCAAUUAGGCACAGAGUGCACCAAUGCCUUCUCAGUUCAAGAUGUAGAAAAGUCUCCUAUUAGUAACAGCGCAGCACCACAAAAAUGAAAAAAGGACACUACGGGACAGUGGCUGUUGGUGUCUUCUUGGGCAUUUUUUUAGAAACCUACGCAGGUCUCAGCAUAGCAGGAGGGUUCAGGGCUCACUCCAGGCCUCCGCUUUGCUGCUGAAAUUUUGUUAUUAGACCUAGCUUACUGCUGAGUCUCUUAAUCCUCUUUUCACAUUGCUUGGUUCAGAAUGGCAUGUCUCUCCCAACAAUUCAAGUGCCUGAUACUAAAGAUACGGAGCAAUCUCUUUGUUGUUCUUGUUAAAAAAGGAAGAACAAACUUUGAAAUCAGAGAUUUGGAUAGUCAGUGGCUGUUCCUACCCUUGGAAACAGCCACCUUCUUAACAUUACCUUCUUUUUGACAGUUUUUUUUCCUCACAUGAUCAGAAUCUGAUUUUAAUAAUGAUAUAUUUGGAUUUGAAUGUCAAAAAGGACGAGGAGUUUGCAGAGACAGCACGUUAACCAGUUCUGAGUUUUUCUGUUUUCUUUUCUGGAAAUGGAAGUGUCACAGUUUGAAGCUGAAGGGUUCCAAAGGAACCUGAUUGAUAAAUAAUGAACAGGGAAGUAAAAUGCUGAAUUACGAGCCGUGUCUUAAGCAGAAUUUCAAGGCUCCAGUGAAUUUGAAUCAUAGGCCAUAAGAUCCAGGGGCUGCAACGGUUGCGCAGAAGAUUCGUUGCUGUUUUCUAAAUUGGACUGAUUUGUGGUCUGGUGGGAAACAGCGGAAGCUUACCCAAAUUUCUGCUCAUGGAGAUUCUUGAUACUUCUAGAUUUCACAUGGCGUUGCCAUUAGCAAAAUCUGUUUUAAUGCUUUUUUAAAAAAGAAAAAAGGGUUGGGUUUUUUUUUUUUGUAACUUAAGGAAUAUUUAUGUACUAAUGGGUUCCAUUAUACUGUAAUAUUUUACAAUAUUAUGUAACAUAAUUGGGUAUACACUUUCCAACUACAAUGCCUAUUUGCUAAAUCCUUUUUGAAAAUUAGCGUUUUACUUCAAAAAUGAUUUUUUAAAAGCUACAAUGGAAAAUAAUCUCAUCUCUGGGCAACUAAUCUUGCAUUGGAGGUACUUUUUUGAAUGCAGGUCAAUUUAGCUAAAUUUCUCUAAAAUCUUGAUUGAGUCAGCAAAUAUCUGCCAGUUUAUAUAUAAUUACUGCACAGAAGUGACAUCUUCCUGAAGUUUUAUCCAAGUAUUAACUGUGUAAGAAAUUACCAUAAAAAUUAGUCUAAAUGUAGCGCCAGAAAUUCUUAGGGAAGGAUGUGUUGAUCCUGCAUGAAGUUGCGUUAGGUGCCAAUUCCACACCAGUGUUCAUGGACUUACGUGUAUUUUGGAAAUAAAUUUUCAUGAAUCGUGGAUUUUCAGCUGAUAGAAUAAGUCAAAAUCUAGUCGUUGUGCCAUCAAAGUUUGAAAUAAUUCAACCAUUCUGAAUUCCCAUUGGCAAUGCUGUAAAUCCAGUUCAUAGGUUGCCUAUUAGCCUGGAGCCUGUUACCCUCUUUUUACAGUUUCUAUUCCUGUGUUACUCGUUUAAGACUUAAUGUUUUAUAUGUUGUUGAAUCAGGAAAUAGCACUUGAAAGUAAAAUCUUUUUUUGUCUUUUUAUAAUCAUUGCCACUGGCAAAGGUACUGAAGCCCUGGCCAUCAUAUUUUACAUUUCUGAUCCCCCCCCCCGACCCCCAGUAUCUCAAUUUAAGCUUAGUUUGAAAAUCCCAGGAAAAAAAAUGCUUUAUUUAUCUGAAGAUUUUACACCAAAGAUUUUAAGUGUAUGUUUCUCAAUUUGUGCAAACUAUUUCUUGGCUGUGUAUCUGAUAAAAGGGAUUGGUGAGAAAAGGUAAGUGGUACAGCCUUUGUUGCUUGUAUAAGUAGCAAAUCAUUUUUUAAAUUUUCUCUUAAGGCUUGGCCAAGUUUCAGCUGAACCAAACAAAUGCAUCCUAGAACCACCAUUUUGGCUACGAAGGCUUUCCUCUCCUACAUUCAACCUCUGCAAAGCAUUUUUUGCUCAAAUUGUUUUGUGUCUUUUGCAGUCUAAUGUAUCUUAACAGGUUAUACAGUUGGGGUAUCACUUCCACCUAGUUAAACUUAAGCGACACUUGUUGGGGUUCUGAUAUUUCGAAGAGGAUUCUACAUUGACAAACGAUCCAAUAAAAGUGAACUGAGGAUAUAUUCAAAGCCAUUUGCAAAACAAAGUGAAUAGGAUGAGUUAGUACUAAUUUAUAUAUGUCCUGCCUAAAAAGAAAACCCAAUACUAGUUUGAAAGCAGACAGAUUGAAGGGCUGAUUUGCACAAUCCCAGCCUGGGUUUAUCUUUUCAAUUGGUGCAAAAUCUUUUUAUCUGUGUAUGUUUGUGGCUGACCAACUGGUCAUACGAAUCACUUUAUUAUGAUGAUAGAUUACUGACAUUACUGUGGUGGUUGUUUGAGAAUUCCCUUUAUAGGCCCAGUCAGAGAAGAUACUUCUGUCAUCUGCUGAUUUUAAUACAAGUCCAACUUUUGGUCACAUAGAUUGUCGCACUAAGGAAAUUAUUUUUUAAAAUGAGCCAUUUGGGAUAUGUCAGAGUAGAAAUAAUUUAUAAUGUAUAACUUAAAAUGAUUCGUUGUGCAGCAUUUGGAAUGAAAGCUAGAGCAAUCAUGUAAACAUCUGCUCCUUUCUUUGUGAAUUUCCCCUCACUUUGCAAAUCCAGCGGGAUUUCAGCAAGGUCAGCUAUGAAUAGUCCGUCUCCAUCCUUGAAUCCCUCCGCUAACUUGGCUUCAUUAACUUCUUAUGACGAACAUCAGUUUAAAAUGUUGUGUGAUAUUCUUUCUUAAGGGAAAAAGAAAUCUGCCGUUCAUUCACAUAGGGUUAAUUGGUGAUGUCUAGCUUUAAUAAGAGAACUCAGCAGCAAAGUGGCUAACCAGAGUGGUGUUUUCUGAGACUGUCUUUUUUAACUGGCUUAUCGUUUUUGAGGUUUCUGGGAAGAGCUUAUAGUGUCCUGCUCUUAAGAUACGUCUGUUAAUGUCACAGCACAAAUUUUCACAAUGUAUUAAAAUGAGGAACAUUUCUAAAACAAGUCAGCAAGAAAGUGCAGCUCUGAGUGGGGGGAAACCCGACACCCAUUUUGUCAUCUUUUUUUCUUGAAAUGUCUUUGUAAAAAUUAGUUUGACAAAAAAUACAAGUUUUCUGAUCUUUUCCAGUCCAGUUAUCUUUUGUUGUGAAUACUGUGUUGGUGAGGCAAAUGUGUUCUGCUUGUUCCAAGCACACGUUCCGUUUGAGGAAGCCUCCUCUGUGGGUUCUCCUUGAGCAGGCUAUAGGGCUAUGCUGGACCUUGAUUUUCCAGGAAAAAGAAAACAUAGUCCCUAAUCUGGCAGGAGCAUGACACAUAUUUACUGAGCCUAGAUAAAGCUUAAACCACGUGGAUUGCUGUGGAUGAUUUCCAGCCUGGUCAAAAAGGUGAUUUUAAUUUUGCAUAAAGAUGCUACCUCAAGGCUCUAAGAGCUUUAAAUGUGUCUUGCCUGUGAGAAGGACACACACCGAUUCUGAUAAGCUGUUCUGUUGCAUUUAGUAGGAGGGAUAUUUUCUGUCUUUGGGGGAUUUAUUUUAAGCCACUUUUACAUCUGCAACUUGAUUGUUUCCAAAGUGUGAGCAGUUUUGCAGAGGGAUCAGCACUUGCACUGUAGUGUUGCCCAAAAUGGGAAGAGUAUCUUCCACAUAAGACACUGGUCUCAUUCUGAUCUGAGGUUUGACUUCACUUUCAACUAAUAAAAGCUGACAUGCCAUGUC
This is a messenger RNA of Candoia aspera, 5558 nucleotides long. RefSeq names its product protein kinase cAMP-dependent type II regulatory subunit alpha (gene PRKAR2A). The transcript is spliced from 11 exons. The record is from RefSeq and is a predicted model, not a curated record. Gene Ontology annotation, cellular component: cAMP-dependent protein kinase complex. Gene Ontology annotation, biological process: negative regulation of cAMP-dependent protein kinase activity. Bases 525 to 1739 code for a protein of 404 amino acids. Lineage: Eukaryota; Metazoa; Chordata; Lepidosauria; Squamata; Candoiidae. Gene Ontology annotation, molecular function: protein kinase A catalytic subunit binding; cAMP binding; cAMP-dependent protein kinase inhibitor activity.